Meira miltonrushii is the source of this 1191-nucleotide messenger RNA. RefSeq names its product NAD(P)-binding protein. Bases 1 to 1191 code for a protein of 396 amino acids. NCBI's taxonomy places the organism in Eukaryota, Fungi, Basidiomycota, Exobasidiomycetes, Exobasidiales, Brachybasidiaceae. The record is from RefSeq and is a predicted model, not a curated record. The transcript is spliced from 2 exons.
AUGCCGGAAACGAUGCCAAAACCAAAAGUAAGUCUUGGUAAAAAGAUCAGCAAUAUGGUACACGAUGCACCGAACAAGAUAAAAAAUAGUUUAAGAGCAACUGUUCAUCGUGAAUCAGAUAAACAUUUUAUUCAUGGUGAAAUUCACAGAGUCAAUGCUAAUCAAGCUGCAAAAAAGGGAAAUCAUGCGCAAGCAGCAGCGAGUAAUGCGAAGUCUACCGCAAGUUAUGCAGGCAAGACAAUCAUUGUGACAGGCGCUUCAUCUGGAUUAGGAUUUGAGGCAGCAAAGAAGCUGGCUGUGCUGGGCACUUCUCAUCUCAUCUUAGCGGUACGUGAUGAAGAUCGAGGGAAAAGAGCAAAGGAACGCAUACAAGAGGCAAUUCACAACACCAAAAUAACAUCUAGGAUUGAUACUUGGAUGCUAGAUAUGACAGAUUAUGACAGCAUCAUCGCAUUCACACGAAAAAUCAACAAUGAAUUACCUCGUUUAGAUGCUGCAAUCUUGAACGCUGCUGUGAUGAAAAAGCAGGCAAAUUCGUCAAAAUAUGGAUGGGAAGAAACACUGCAGGUCAAUACGCUUUCUACCAUUUUGUUGGGUCUUCUUUUGCUACCAAAACUUAGGGCAACAUCGUCCGUAGCAGACACAGACACACCUGUACUGCAAUUCAUCACCUCAGCCUUAUAUCUUCGACAACACUUCAAUACAAACGAACAACAAAAAGAAGCUGGAGGGCUUCUUCAGUCGUACAAUCCAAAAAACGAGAGCUUCAGCACCUUUGCGCAAUAUGGUCGAAGCAAGUUAUUGAUGAUGUAUGCGAUCUCCCAUCUUGCAGGCCUUAUCUCACGAGAUGAAGUAAUCGUCAAUUUUGUCUCACCUGGUAUGGUAGCAACAGAUUUAUCCAGAGAGCUUGAGAUCCCACUCGGAUAUCUAACAAAGCCCAUCUUUUCAACGUUGUUUCAACGAUCUGCCGAACAAGGAAGUCGAUCUUAUGUAAGUGGUUUAUUACAGGGCCCUGAUUCACAUGGUAAAUUUUGGCAACAUGAUGAAUUGAAAGAUUUCACACCAAAUGAGAUCAAAGACGAACAAGGCAAUAAUAUCUCAUCACAAGUAUGGCAAGCUAUUGUUGAAUGCUUGCAAAAGGAUAUAAAAGAUGAACAGUUGCAAAAUGCAAUCCAAAGCUUGCAGCAAUGA